Molecule: messenger RNA, 850 nt
Organism: Ruditapes philippinarum (Manila clam)
Lineage: Eukaryota; Metazoa; Mollusca; Bivalvia; Venerida; Veneridae
Product: MAM and LDL-receptor class A domain-containing protein 1-like
Exons: 5
Coding region: 227-850 (207 amino acids)
Biological process (GO): nervous system development
Cellular component (GO): membrane
Source: RefSeq, a predicted model, not a curated record
GUCCGUUUCUGAACAAAAAAUCGAAUAAAUAAAUACAAAGUCUUUUUAAAAGGUCCCUUCUUUGAGUUCAUUUGAAAGGGGAAUAAUUUGGUGGAAUUUUAGACAGGGAAACAGGGAGUUAUCUUUCAUGGCUAGGGAAUAUGGCCGACUGAAAUCAUGCAAGCAAGUUUGUAAGUGCACGCUGAACUGACGACUUAUAUUAAAAAUUGCAUGUAUCAGACUUAAAAUGAAGUUACUUAUUGUUGUUUGGUGCCUAUUGUGUAAAGCUCAAGAGAAGGCGCAUGGUUCAGUGAUUCCUACAGGAUCAGUAGCUUCCAUAGGGCAAGCUUCACAAUUGUCAUGUUAUUUUGAGGACAGCGACUGUGGCUAUACUAAUUCACAGGCGAAUGAUUUUAACUGGACAAGAAAUUCUGGUCCCACAAAAUCUGAUGGUACUGGACCACCUGCAGAUCAUACAUACGGAACCGAAUCAGGUCACUACUUUUACAUUGAAACAUCACAACCAAGGACUCUAGGGGAGAAAGCUCAACUGUUAUCAAGAGCAGUGUCUUUAACUAGUGCAGUAUGUGUAUCAUUUUAUUAUCAUAUGUACGGUUAUCAUAUAGGAGCACUCAAUGUGUAUGUGAAUAGCUCUGGUGUACCGGUCUGGUCUAGGAAAGGUAAACAGCAGGACAGAUGGACUGUGGGACAACUUACAAUGCAUCCUGGACAAAAUCAACAGGUACGCCAGGGUUGUCUACUGUCACCUCUUAUCUUCUCGGUUGUCAUCGACUGGAUUAUGAGAACCUCCAUGACACCACCAAGAGGCAUCCAAUGGUCACUCACUGCCAAGCUUGAAGAUCUAUACUAA